Lobosporangium transversale is the source of this 1703-nucleotide messenger RNA. RefSeq lists its product as hypothetical. The transcript is spliced from 5 exons. The record is from RefSeq and is a predicted model, not a curated record. Bases 153 to 1376 code for a protein of 407 amino acids. NCBI's taxonomy places the organism in Eukaryota, Fungi, Mortierellomycota, Mortierellomycetes, Mortierellales, Mortierellaceae.
CAUGUUGUGAAUAUUUUUAUUCCCAUCCCCAAUUGUGUGUAGGGUGUGUGGCAAAAUGGGCAAAGUAAACAAGCCACUCAGCCCCUCUCCCUCCACACUUUCGAGCCUGUUUACCUCUUAUUGACGUGUUUGCAUUCAAAGCAUUAGCCUCCAUGGAGAAGAUCAUUCAAGAAAAAUGGACACAGGCACUCAAGGACCUCACAGAGAACGAUUCACGCAGGGAAGCUCUUGCAAUGGCCACACAAGUCGUUUUGACAUCAAUGAACCCAGACGUAGCUGAUAUUGGUCGUGUUAAGGGGAGUUUAAAUGUCCUGAUUCGAAGAGGACUUGGUCGAUGGACAGGGGACUGGCUUCUCGAGUCUUUCCGUCGAGAUACUCUUGAAAAGGUUGUUCCUUGCCUUGAGGAGCUUGAAUCAAGGUACCAAGAAUAUAUUUCCCAGGGAUCCGCAUACAUGGAAUCAACAGGCUGGGUAAUCACUGCAUUUCAGGAUGUGAUACAGCGGACCCAUACACGCUUCACAACAGCUCGCAACAUGGCUAUUCUCUUCGAUGAACGGAUACGUGAUGCUCACAAGGAUCCAACCGAAGUGUCGGCGCUUGAAAUAUCCUCUAGACUCCUCUCAGAGUUUCUUUCCGUAUUGGCAAUCCAGCUCCCUCCUUCGUUUGACCAGGUGGCAUAUUUGUAUUUCGAAACAAUCUUUCGACAAUACGAACAACAGGAGGAAUCUCAAAUGGCGAUGAUCCCUAGAUACCCAUUUGUACAUGAAAAAGAGAACUACAGUGAUGCAGAAAAAUUCAAUACGCAGUCCAUUGAUGAGGAGAUGGAUUCCGAUACGAAACAAAUCUAUACUAUAGGAGAGGACCGCACAACUGCUCUAAACAACAAUUCUCAAAAAAAACAGCUCAUUGGCAAAAAGCGAAGGAAAAUAAUGCAGGAUGGACGCUUCGCAAUUGACUUGUUUACAGAUGAAAUAGAUGACGACUUUGUAGAACAAAUCUUUUACGAAGAAGGCCAGACUAAAAAUGGAGCGGAUUCUUGCCAUGAUGCGCGCUUUGAUAAUAAUGAGAUUGAGAAAGAGGGCUUUAUGAAAGUGUACCUGGACCUUUGUCAGCAAUUGGAGGAUAUCGGAUUUGCAGGACACAUGACGGAUGUGGUGACCAGGAUGCUCUAUGAAAAAGUCGAAGGAAAGAUUUUUGGGUCGUUUAAGAAGAAAUGGGAUGUGCCCACACUAGAGAGCGGAAAGAAUUGGAUGAGUUCUGUGGUUCUUCCAUUCCUGCGACGAACUCUCUUACGUAAGAACCCAAGUAAAUCUUACUUAAAUAGACCUAGUUCAGGUAAAAAAAAAAAAAAAAAUCCGAUCAUUCCGUAUCUUUGAACAGGAAGACUUGGCAAUUGGUCUAUGCCUUUCAUAUUUUAAAAAUGUAUACAUACAUACACGAGAUAGCUGAGGCGGCUGCAAGCAAACGAUACAAGGUGUGGGCUAGUACGUUGGAAUUCUAUUUUUUCAAGACGUUUGGAGAUCUACGGUAGGGGAGGCGAAGUAUUUUUAUUACUAUUGAAUCUUCCCAUAGACAUAACUUCGACCAUAGCCUCUAAUUAUUGUGCGAGCCAUUAACUUGGAUGUCUCUAGUACAAAAGAGAUUUUUGAUAUCAUUGUAGAACAUCCGGUAACAUCGCCAGCUAUUUUGGAUCUCAAAACAUG